CCGGCCCGGCCCGGCCCGGCCCGACAGUCAUGGAGCGCUGGCCGUGGCCGUCGGGCGGCGCCUGGCUGCUCGUGGCUGCCCGCGCGCUGCUGCAGCUGCUGCGCGCAGACCUGCGUCUGGGCCGCCCGCUGCUGGCGGCGCUGGCGCUGCUGGCCGCGCUCGACUGGCUGUGCCAGCGCCUGCUACCCCCGCCGGCCGCACUCGCCGUGCUAGCCGCCACUGGCUGGAUCGCGUUGUCCCGCCUGGCGCGCCCGCUGCGCCUGCCGGUGGCCACUCGCGCGGUGCUCAUCACCGGCUGUGACUCUGGUUUUGGCAAGGAGACAGCCAAGAAACUUGACUCUAUGGGCUUCACGGUGCUGGCCACCGUGUUGGAGUUAAAUAGCCCUGGUGCCCUGGAGCUGCGCGCCUGCUGUUCCCCUCGCCUAAGGCUGCUGCAGAUGGACCUGACCAAGCCAGAGGACAUUAGUCGUGUCCUGGAGUUCACCAAGGCCCACACCACCAGCACAGGUCUGUGGGGCCUGGUCAACAAUGCAGGCCACAAUGACAUAGUGGCCGAUGCAGAACUGUCUCCGGUGGCCGCAUUCCGCAGCUGCAUGGAGGUGAAUUUCUUUGGUGUGCUAGAGCUGACCAAGGGCCUCCUGCCCCUCCUGCGGCGCUCCAGGGGUCGCAUCGUGACUAUAGGCAGCCCAGCAGGAGACAUGCCAUAUCCAUGCUUGGCGGCCUAUGGGACCUCCAAGGCGGCCAUGGCACUGCUUAUGGACACAUUCAGCUGUGAACUCCUUCCCUGGGGCAUCAAGGUCAGCAUCAUCCAGCCUGGCUGCUUCAAGACAGAGUCAGUUACAAACGUGGGUCAGUGGGAGAAGUGCAAGCAACUGCUGCUGGCCAACCUGCCUGAAGAGCUGCUGCAGGCCUAUGGUGAGGACUACAUCGAGCACUUGUACAGGCAGUUCCUGCACUCCCUACACUUGGCGCUGCCAGACCUCAGCCCAGUUGUAGAUGCCAUCACAGAUGCGCUGCUGGCAGCUCAACCACGCCGCCGCUAUUACCCAGGCCAAGGCGUGUGGCUCAUGUACUUCAUCCACUACUACCUGCCUGAGGGCCUGCGGCGCUGCUUUCUGCAGUGCUUCUUCAUCCGUCACUGUCUGCCUCGAGCACUGAAGCCGGGUCAGCCAGGCCCCAACCGCCUGGAGGAUGGAGCCCAGGACCCAAACCUGAGCCCAGGCCCUUCCCCAGAGAUGGAUUGGUGAGCCGUGUGCAUAUGCGGCCCGGCUGCUCAGCACAGGAGGUGCCAUGAGCCCUUGGCCCUCCCCUGGGCAUUAGGAGCCCCUGAGUUUGCCCUAGAGUCUGGCCCCAGCCCCCUCCCCAACUGCCAGUGACCAGUGCAGACCUUGGUGAAGCUGAGGUCUCCCCGUGAGCCUUUGGGCCUCUCUCUCCUGCUUUAUGAGCCCAAAUAGACCCUUCUGGGCACAAUAUUCUACCCUGCAGCUUGGACAGCUCAGCUGGAGGGAGAGUUUAACGCAAGACUUCACUGUAGCCUUCGACAGGACUCUGCAGAUAGUGCCUCUGCACACUAAGGAGUGACUGGGUGGGUUGAGGACCCCCUCAGGAUUGUUUCUCGGCACUAGUAUCUCAGUGCUGCAACUGAAGGAUAAAUCACAACUGUCUCUUGACUGGUUCAAGAACUAGGGCCCCAAUACUCACCCCUCCUUCCACAAGCCACAGGGAAACUGCAUACCCUACUUCCUGAAUGCCAUUUUUUAAAUAAAGACAAAUUUUUAUUUCUCCUA
Carlito syrichta (Philippine tarsier) is the source of this 1787-nucleotide messenger RNA. It is a transcript of the gene HSD11B2, whose product is annotated as hydroxysteroid 11-beta dehydrogenase 2. Lineage: Eukaryota; Metazoa; Chordata; Mammalia; Primates; Tarsiidae. Gene Ontology annotation, molecular function: oxidoreductase activity. The transcript is spliced from 5 exons. Bases 30 to 1247 code for a protein of 405 amino acids. The record is from RefSeq and is a predicted model, not a curated record.